This is a messenger RNA of Pseudopipra pipra, 1393 nucleotides long. RefSeq names its product DNA damage-binding protein 2-like. The transcript is spliced from 6 exons. Bases 1 to 993 code for a protein of 330 amino acids. Gene Ontology annotation, cellular component: nucleus; Cul4-RING E3 ubiquitin ligase complex. The record is from RefSeq and is a predicted model, not a curated record. Gene Ontology annotation, biological process: DNA repair; response to UV. Lineage: Eukaryota; Metazoa; Chordata; Aves; Passeriformes; Pipridae. Gene Ontology annotation, molecular function: damaged DNA binding; protein binding.
AUGCUGCUGCUCCGGAGUCCGGCUCCGGCGGAGUCGGAGGUGCUGCCCACGCUGAUCGGGGAGGCCGGCAGGGGUAAGGGCGGUGGAGGCGGGCAGGGGCUGGGCCGGCACCCCGCGCCCUCUCCGGCUUCCCCCUGCCGAGGCCGGUGCCCCUCAGCGGCGAGGGGCGGGCGGGGGCCGCCGUGGCCGCGCUCGGCUCGGCUCGGCUCUGCUCCCCGGGGCCGGGCGGGGGCCGCUGACCCCCGUUCCCGCCCCGGUUAUGAAACCGCGGGGGAGGGGCCGGUGCCGCCCGCCAACCGCGGCGGCGCCGGGGGAGCCGAGGCCGCCGGAGCGCAGUGGUCAGACAGGAUGGCUCCAGUGAACCAGCCAAAGGACAAGGAGUGUGAGAGGGUGUAUCAGCAUUGGCCAGAAGAGGCAAAAUCAGCUGGGAAGAGGAAAGCGGACUAUGAGAAACUGGGGAAUGAGACACAAGCAAAGAGGUUGUUUGUGAGAAAAACAUCUAAACCCCCAGGGAAAAUCGGUUGGAGCGGAGGUGGGUCUGUGGUGAGAAACAAGAGAGUCCUUUCCCAUCAGCUGGAGCAGCAGCGCAGCAUUGUUCAUUAUGUCUACCAGAACAUGCUGGGAGGCUCCAUUCGGGCACCACUCAGGCAGUGUCUGCAGCUGCCUUUUCUGCGUUCUCUUGCCUCAUAUCGCCUCUUUCGAACAGCAAGUCCCUUUGACAGGAGAGUGACAUGCUUGGAAUGGCAUCCAACACACCCCAGUACAGUAGCUGUCGGUUCCAAAGGUGGAGACAUCAUCCUUUGGGACUAUGAAGUACUUACUAAAACGUGCUUCAUAAAGGGGAUGGGAGCUGGAGGGGCCAUCACAGGAAUGAAGUUUAACCCUUUUAACCCUAGUCAGCUGUACACUUCAUCAGUUGCCGGCACUACCACCCUGCAGGAUUUUAAUGGCAAUACUGUCCGGGUCUUCACCAGCACCGAGGACUGGGAGUAAGAACACAGUAAUGCUUUGGGCCUCUGUGUCCUGCUGGCAGGAGCACUACAGGGAGAGAGAGAGAGAGAGAGAGAGAGCGAGAGAGAGAAAGAGAGAGAGAGAGAGAGAUGUUUGUCUUGAAUAUGUGAGAGCUGGGCUUCCUCUUCCCCACAUACAUGUCUUCUAUCCUCUGAAUUCAGGGAGGCUCAUUCUUUUUAUUUUUCCCUGAAAUGGAGUAGUGGGUAGGAGAGAGCUUUUCUUCACUGAAGGGGAGUGACUCUUUGAUUCUGCUUACUUCCUGUUGUACAUGAGAGAGUGAGGAUGCCAGUGGAUUUCCUCAGCUGUCUGUUCUUAAAACUCCCCAAAACUCAGUGCUCUACAGACCCUCUAACCUUUUCACCUGCUAGCAGUGCUGCUUGUU